AGUUCUGGAGAAGAUCAUGCAGCCACAGUAAAAUUUGGAGGUUACUUUUGUGUCAUGUUCUCUGAGAUACUUUUAUAUUGUUGGUUCGGGCAUAAUGUUAUUGAGAAGAAUGAGGAAGUGUGUUUAGCAGCAUACAGCUGCUCUUGGUACGAUGGAUCAAAAGAAUUUAAAAACAGAAUUUUGUUUAUUAUACUUCGAACUCAGAAAACACUUGCCUUCCAUGGAGGAGUAUUUUAUACAUUUUCAAGAGCUACUUUCUUAUCACAAAGGGUAGUGAAAAAAGUGGAGAAAGAAACUGAACUUUUCCACAAUGUGCUCACAACUUUUUGGAACACUUUUCUCUAUAUUUCUCUAACUGGUCUUUCAAAAUAUUUGCCAAUAUUUUGUAUCCUGCUGCUUGCAUUGUGA
This is a messenger RNA of Gryllus bimaculatus (two-spotted cricket), 408 nucleotides long. The record is from the annotation of a GenBank genome assembly. NCBI's taxonomy places the organism in Eukaryota, Metazoa, Arthropoda, Insecta, Orthoptera, Gryllidae.